GAACCAAAAAUGUGUUUGUUUUUUGAAACGUGCUAAAUUACUAUUUUCAUACAAACAAACUUUUUGAAUAUCUUGAAUAAAGCAUGACGUAUUCUGUAACUCAAGAUAACUGCAUACAACUCGUGAUAGAUCUAGAAGCUUUAUUAAAACCGAUAAAUGUAAAUUAGUAUUUUGAGUUUGAUAAUAUGACCAGGAGUAGAAUCGACUACAAAAAAUUAUGUGUAAGACCGUAUAAAGAUGGUUUUAUUUACCCAAAAACAAUUCCAAAGGAAAGAGGACCAUUGACCACUUAUAUUAGUAUUUGUUUGUGCAUCAUUUUAUUUAUCUAUGACGUUUUAUCUAGUAAAAUAUUAUUUAAAGUUAGAUUAAUGGAAUAUAUUUUAUAUGUAUUUUUUUAUUUCUUUCUUCAAAUAUUUUAUCGGACGAUAUUAGUUUUUGAGGAAUGUCGUCAUUUGAAAUCACGAUAUGAAGGUAGUUGGUUUAUAUUGUUGAGGGAUGCUUUCCAUGUUGAAUAUUAUCAAUACUUACUGAUUCCAAGUAUUGUUUAUGCUGUAUAUUAUUGGUCUACUGAUGGAAUACACGGUAUAUCAGUUUCCUGUAUUCCCGUUGUUGUCAUUUUCCUGCUCGGAAAAAUUCUAAUACUGGAUUCUAGCCCUUUAAACGACUCCUUGUGGGUCGCCGAAAAUAAUGGUUUAGAUUAUGGUUCAGGUAUGGCAUAUUCGUUCUUUCAUGGUUAUUUGAAUUUAGUGCUGCCCAAAUCGGGCGGAGAAGAAAAACACCUCAAAGAACUCAUGCAAGAUUACGAAGAUAAAAACCAUAUAAGAUUCGCCGAAUAUAAAUUAUUCAUAUUGAUACCGAAAUCGAUGAGGUGUUUUGUUAGUUUGAAAAAUGAUUAUUCUCCAUCGAUAGAAGAAAGCACGUCAUUGGAUCCAAAAAUAAUAACAGUGGCGGGUGUACAGAACCGGGUUUAUAAAAAUGCUGUUUAUAAAAUUGUGUCUGGUGGAGUUGGUAGCAAAAAAACUUACAUUUACGUCAGCGCCGAAUAUGCAACUCCAUUGAAAACAUUCAAAGAUGUAUUCGACUCGAGGGGUAUACAUUCAGAAUAUUAUAAUAAACACAAAAAGGACAUUAUUUUGCAAUUUUACUUGACUUUGGGUAAAGUAUUGAAGGAGAAAGGUUUAAGUGAGGCUUGCGAAUUGAUAUAUUACGAAGGUAGGAAUGAAUUUUUUUCUGUGGUUAUUUUUUGGAAAAAAAAAUCGACGCACGCUACCGGUCAAAAGUUCGUAUAUGAAAUAUUUUCGUUUUCGCAAAUUCAGUUUUUUAAGUUUUAAAAUUGGUGAAAUUAUUUAGUUCCCACUUUUUAGAUUGUUACCAGAAAGAUGGCACCACUUAUUAUUAUGACGUAGGAGAAAUAAUUCAAGAGAGAUUAAAAUCAUUGAAGGAACUAAAAAAAAAAUUAAUUUAGGUUAUGUGAUAGUUACCAGAUUCGUUUUGUAAAAAAAGUUAUUGGGUGGGGAGAAAAGUGAAAGUGCCUAUUCAACAAACUGAUUUUUUAAAAAUAUUGUUUUCCAAUUUGAUUUCGUAUUAAUUGUCGAAACGUAGUGUAUAAAAUUUCUUGAAGUAUUUUGAGAUAAAAAUUGAUUGCGUCGGCAACACUGCGAGUAUGGAACACGGGCAUUUGGCCGCGUGUAUGGAUCGUUCUACUUUGACGUCAUGAUGAUCCAAUCAGAAUGUUGUACCAUAUAUGAUACCGGUAUUCGUUUUCUAUCUCUAUUAGUAAUUCGAACCGCUCUCUCUAUCGUUAAUAUUAAUUCUGUGAUGAAUUUGAUGAAAUGACAUAGCGAUGUUGUCACGUAUCUUUACGUGAAUUUCUUAAACAUUUUUCGAAAAUAUUUAUUUAAAAUACGAUGAACAUUUUGAUACAUUUCGUGACAGGGGCUAUUCGAAAUGUACAUUUAUUGACAAAUAUUUUUUUAAAAAUAAAAAAAAAAUUAGUAUUUCACGUUUUUAGAUUUGUACAAGGGGUUUAUAUUAUAUAAAUAUUCUGUUUCUGUAUUCUUGUUUUAUUUUCAUAUUUAAAAAAUUUUAUUGUAUCUACCCGUAACACGAAACUAAAUAAAAUAUUUUGAGAUUUCUAAA
Molecule: messenger RNA, 2139 nt
Organism: Diorhabda carinulata
Lineage: Eukaryota; Metazoa; Arthropoda; Insecta; Coleoptera; Chrysomelidae
Gene: Sting
Product: stimulator of interferon genes protein homolog
Exons: 7
Coding region: 186-1331 (381 amino acids)
Biological process (GO): innate immune response; activation of innate immune response; reticulophagy
Cellular component (GO): autophagosome; endoplasmic reticulum membrane
Molecular function (GO): cyclic-di-GMP binding; 2',3'-cyclic GMP-AMP binding
Source: RefSeq, a predicted model, not a curated record